Messenger RNA from Vigna radiata var. radiata (mung bean), 669 nucleotides. Its product is annotated as histone chaperone RTT106-like. Bases 1 to 669 code for a protein of 222 amino acids. Lineage: Eukaryota; Viridiplantae; Streptophyta; Magnoliopsida; Fabales; Fabaceae. The record is from RefSeq and is a predicted model, not a curated record. The transcript has 4 exons.
AUGCUACCACUCUUCAGAGAAUCUGUUCACUGCACAUAUCAAAGACUGAAGAACCAGAUAAAGAUUCUUAUCAACUUGAAGAAGGAUCAAGAUUCUCUGAACGAAUAUGCAAGGUUGAUAUCAUUGAAGAUCAGAAAAGGUUGCUGCACAGGAAAAACUGACAGUUCUGUAGAGAGUGGUGAGGGUAGUGGCGUUGGUGGAGAAGCACAUGUUGAGGGUGGUGAUGAAGGAAUUAGACACGUAGUGGAGGGUGCAGUGGAGGUUGAGAAUGACUAUGCAAUAGAUGUUGACAAUGAGGACGCACGGGAUGAUGAGAAUGAUGAUGCAUUGGAGGUUGAGAAGGAGGAUUUAGUGGAUAAUGAGGAUGUUGAGCAUGAGGAUGCCUUGGAGGUUGAGAAUGAGGAUGAAGUUGAAGAUGAUGCCUUGGAGGUUGAGAAUGAGGAUGAAGUUGAGNAUGUAAGUGAAGAAGCAUUGGAAGUGGAUAAUGAGGAUGAAAUUGAGGUUCAGAGUGAAGAAUUAGUUGACGUGGACAUUCAGGAUGGAGGGGAGGUUGAUAUUGAAGAAGAAGUGGAAGUGGAAGUGGAUGUGGAUAGUGACGAUGAAGCAGGAAUGGAUGAUCUCAGUGUAGGGGUUUGUCAGAUGAUGAUUGGGAGUCUGAUAAGCUUUUAA